CGAAUCCAACUUCGCUUUGUGAUCCACCGCACUCAACUAGCUUCCGACGAUCCAGCCUUUACAGAGUGGCUCCGCUACUCUCGUUACCUUCUUUCGUACCUUUACGCUACUGUCUACGCUUCGCUUAAGCCUUAUAUCAAUACUGCUCUUAACGCUCCCGCUGUGUAUCAGAGUCUUUUCAAAACCUUCGCUGUCUAUACCUACAAUAUAGGUUUCGACAAGUUCUAUAAGUGGACUACCCUUAAAUACAACAAUACUGUUACUCCACAGCACCUUCGGCCUUCAGUCGAUAAUCCUUCCGAACAAGUUCUGAUCAGUAUAUUCUCUGACUUCGUUAUCUCCGAGAAUCGACGUCUCGCGAGUUAUCCCAAUUUUAACUCCGAUCCCGUCUUUUACGACGCAAACGCGGUUCACAAGCCUACUUCUAAAGACACUAAACCAAAGCAUUUUUGUACUUUCCACCAGCGAAAGACCGCUUAUAUAUCAGAGGAAUACUUCCGGAACCCCGCUAACGCCAAUAACGCUAACAACGCUAAGUUAGCUAACGCGGUUAGCACUCCGGCUUCCAGCACCACUAAGACCACCGCCAAUCAACCCACUACAGCCAAUACCGUCACCGGUAACCCUACAUUUCGCUACAACAACCUUUUCGCUACCUAG
This is a messenger RNA of Penicillium vulpinum, 660 nucleotides long. RefSeq lists its product as uncharacterized. The transcript is spliced from 3 exons. The annotation marks the transcript as partial. The record is from RefSeq and is a predicted model, not a curated record. Lineage: Eukaryota; Fungi; Ascomycota; Eurotiomycetes; Eurotiales; Aspergillaceae.